AUAUCGUCCUGUCGCAGGACUCGUCACUUUUAAUCCAACUAGCUCAGAAUGUACACCAAGAUCGUCGCCAUUUUCGCUCUUGUCGCAGCGUGCAGCGCAGCUCCUUCUGUCGUAACGCCCGUAGCGACGUCGCAUAGCUCCCAGGUCGUGACCAGAAGCCACAACGCCCUGGCGACUCCUGUCGUUGAAACUUUAGCUGCUUACACCGCACCAGUUGCUGCUGCUUACACCGCACCAGUUGCUGCUGCUUACACCGCACCAGUUGCUGCUGCUUAUGCCGCACCUGUUGCUGCUGCUUACACUUCACCCGUUGCUGCUGCUUACACUUCACCCGUUGCUGCUGCUUACACGGCUCCUUUUACUUACCCAUAUUAUUCUUACGCGCCCUUCGCCGACGUCGCCUACACUUCAAGCAGCUACACUGCUGCUCCUUCAGCUGCCUACGUCCUCUAAAUCUUAGAUGUGUCUUAAAAUUUAAAUAAAUGAGCAAACCAUUAAA
Cimex lectularius (bed bug) is the source of this 499-nucleotide messenger RNA. RefSeq names its product pupal cuticle protein C1B-like. The record is from RefSeq and is a predicted model, not a curated record. NCBI's taxonomy places the organism in Eukaryota, Metazoa, Arthropoda, Insecta, Hemiptera, Cimicidae. The transcript is spliced from 2 exons. The coding region runs from base 49 to 453 and encodes 134 amino acids.